UUUGAGGCAAUCAGAUUGAAGGAUUUACAAACUCUGAAUAUGACAUUCAAAUUGAUGAAUAUUGUCAACGUUUGCCUACUUGGACAAGGAAUUGGUCAUUGGAUAACUUCGCCAGUUUUGAUUUUUCCAAAUUUGGCAAAGUUUGACAAUGUGAUAAGGAUAAUUGGAGGUAUUAUGAACACCUUAUGGAUAUGCGAUUUACCGAUUGUUGCUUUAUUAUCCGUUUUUCGAAUUUUGAUAUUUUUAAACAUGGCUCACAUGUACCUUAAAACGAUUAAAUUGAUUCUUGCUCUCAUUUUAUUUCGGAUUCUUUUGUUAUUGAUCUACGGAUUGACAAUUCAAAAUAUGGAAAUGUACCCUCCAGGCUGGGGAUAUGAUUUCACUGUCCCAUACAGUCAUACCUUCGACACUUUGGAGAUUUCUCUCAGUUUCCCAUGCCUAAUUAUUUCCUUCAUUUCCUACUUGAUAAUUACAUAUUUGAUUAUUUCGGUAAAAAAAUUGCAUAGCAAUGCGAGGUCCAGAAAAGAUGAAAUUGCAAUCCUGCUGCAAUCAAGUUUUGUUACAACUUACAUCACUGUGAUGAUAUGCUUAUGGCAUCCAGCUCUGUUCAAAUUUGUUAACAUUAUUGAUAUGACUAGUAUCACAAAUCAAGCAAUCUUAAAUGGUCUCUGGAUUCUUCACUGUUACAUUAAUCCGUGCAUGCUUUUACUAUUUAAUAAGUGA
Messenger RNA from Caenorhabditis elegans, 723 nucleotides. Lineage: Eukaryota; Metazoa; Nematoda; Chromadorea; Rhabditida; Rhabditidae. The record is from the annotation of a RefSeq genome assembly.